Messenger RNA from Annulohypoxylon truncatum, 450 nucleotides. RefSeq lists its product as uncharacterized. The coding region runs from base 1 to 450 and encodes 149 amino acids. Lineage: Eukaryota; Fungi; Ascomycota; Sordariomycetes; Xylariales; Hypoxylaceae. The record is from RefSeq and is a predicted model, not a curated record. Gene Ontology annotation, cellular component: nucleus; mitochondrion. The transcript is spliced from 2 exons. Gene Ontology annotation, biological process: mitochondrion organization.
AUGCCUCGCAACCGCUCCGCCGCCAGACCUGCUCCCUCUCGUCCCACCGUUCCUUCGAGGGCGCCUGCUCCCCAGCAGACCCGACCGGCAGCGACCUACGCCCCCGCGCAUCAACAGCAUGGUCCCGCGCCCACGGCCACCGCUCCCCAGGCCUCGCAGGGCCCCGGUCUCUUCGGCCAGAUGGCCAGCACUGCUGCCGGUGUCGCAGUAGGCUCCUCCAUCGGCCACGCCAUCGGCGGCCUCUUCGGCGGCAGCGGCGGUUCCGAGCCCGCCGAGGCCUCUCCCCAAGCGCAAGCCCAGCAGCAGCAGCAGAGCCAGUGGGGCAACAACUGCCAGGGCGCGACCCAGUCCUUCACCAAGUGCAUGGACGAGCAGGGCGGCAACAUGCAAAUCUGCGGCUGGUACCUCGAGCAGCUGAAGGCUUGCCAGGCCGCCGCCAGCCAGUACUAA